GGGUACGUAGCAGUUAUCCAACAAUGUCUGGUGAGUCAGGCCAGCCGCAGGCUGGUCCCUCACGUGCUGGGCUAGAUUUGCCGAACCUUGAGAGAAAUCGGGCUGGGGUCCCGGGAGGGGUGAUCCGAAGGGCUGGUGCCCAAGCGCCCAGAUCCUGGAUCCAGAAGGUUCUUGAGCAGAUAAUCGGCUCACCUCGCCAGUGGGUUACCCCCUCAGAGGUAGUGCCUGUCUUUGUGCUAGCCGUCCAGAGAUACCUGUUAGAGGAUGAGCCACGGGACACGGUGCCCAAGCCUCCUCUUUACUGCUAUGAUGUGACGAUCUCGGACGGGGUGUACCGGGAGAAGUGCUACCUGGACCCCAGCUUAAACUUUCUCGUACAUCAAAAUAUUCUUAAAGUUGGCAUAGAAAUGAGAAUUUGCAGAGUCUCGUGUCUUUACAACGAGAAAAGGUUAGGCCAGGGGAUCCUGUGCAUAGAUAAUGUCCGAUGUGGGGAUACCUCAGACGCGAUUUCUGUAGAAACUCCCUUCAGAAAUAGAGCGCACGGGGAGAAACCAGAGAGGCCUUUAAGGGGCGGGAAAAGUCAUUACCUGGCGCUGUGGAACAACGAAGAUCCAUAUGGAGAUAUCUGGUUAACCGACAAGCAACCCGAGGAACACAAUUUUAGCGAUACCAAAAUAAUAUCACUUUCUCGCCUUGAAAUGACCUGGGCUAACAGAAGAAGUUUUCCUGCAUUGCUUGUGAGGAUCUUGCAUAAAUCAAAACUGCGAUACUAUGGGAAACCUGAUAAAAAGAUGAUUGAACCGUACCAGACCUUUUUGGAAGUUGCUGACAGUUCAGGAACGGUGUCAGUGAUUAUGUGGAAUGCCCUCUGUCCUGAAUGGUAUAAAAGUUUGCGGGUUGGUUUAGUUCUCCUGCUCCAAGAUUAUUCUGUUAAAAAGAGUUAUCCAUUCAGGAUGCAGCCUAUCCCUGUGGAUCCAGAGAUCAAACUAAUUUCUACAAUGGAAAUCUGCCUGAAUCUUCGAGAUCCUCCAACAAAUAUAAUUAUCAUUCCAGAAAAGCAGGUGAAACCAGAAUGGAGACUGCCAAGAUUAAAUCACCGAUUUAUUACAAGAUCAGAACUGGAUGAUAUGCCAAUAAAUCAUAUCUGUGAUGUAAUUGGCAUUUUAGUUUUUGUCGGAAGGGUCCAGAGGUCAAAAAAGAAAGAAAAUGGUGAAGAUUUUUGGUCAUAUCGCUGGAUUCACAUUGCUGAUGGGACUUCAGAGCUACCAUUUAUAGUGGAACUGUUUUCUACAUCUCAGCCAGAAGUCUUCGAAAAUAUUUCCCCAACGACAUAUUUUGCGUGUACACAAUUGAGAGUUGUCAGAAAUGAUGCUCAAGUACCUAAAUUGCUUUACCUCACCACUACCAAUGAGAGUCGAGUGUUUAUUACUGGUCAUAAAGGCCAGCCGUAUACCUACGAUGCCAAGGUAAAAAACUUUAUUCAGUGGAUUAAAACACGGACCGAUUCUGAGGAAGUGAAGAAUACUGUUAUUGGUGGAUAUUAUCCCUAUCCACCAGUGCCAGAGACAUUUUCCAAGUAUAGUAAUUCAGUUAAAGUUGGGUCACUCUUGACAGCUAUGAAUGAAGUGAGAGAGGUGAUUGAAGACUUGCAGUACAGGGAACAAAAGCGCAUUGCAGUUCAGGGGAUAAUUACUGUUAUAAAGUAUGUCACCCAUAGUCGCGCAACUGAAAACGCCUCAGCAUCAGAAACACUUCGGAAUGCUAACCAACCCUCAACAUCUCAAGCAGCUAGAAGAGAAAUUCAAAGUCCUGAGAGAAAUGGUAAACGACCUCUAGAGGAUGAGCCUAGGUGUUCUCAGUCUUUUCAAGCUGCAACUGCAAGUUCCAGUCAGAGCAAUAAAAUAAGAAUUGUUCAAGGCCCAUGUGCUAAACCAGUUGCUGUACCUCAGCUAGAAGCUUCUGUACAAGCAAAAGGAAAUAAACCAGGCACGCCAAGCACCCCCCUACGUAUGUUACUGUUUAACAGAAAAAACAAUAUCACUUUUAAUAUUUUGUAGAAAGCCAGAAAAACUACAAGUGAUAGGUGGGAGAGUCAGCUGUGGAGAGAAAAAAAGUUUGGCUUAAUAGAUCACCUGCAUUACAGCCAUGUUUAUCCUGAAAGUAUUCCACGGAAAUUUAUUUCCGAACACAGAAAGUUUCUUAGUGAGCAGUAUAAUUCUCAGCCUGCAAAAUACAUACCACCAGAAGGAAGGCCUCCAAAACUUGAUGAUUUUGAGAGUGCCCGAAGCCUUGGACAUUUUGAAGUAACCAUCCUAGGUCUCAACCAUGAGAUAGCAAUUGAUGUCGCAUUCCUACCCAUGUAUUCUCCAGAAGAUGUCCGAACAUCUCAAAUAGACACACUGUUAACCUGCAUGAAUUACAGCUGUGUAUAUCCACAGGGCUUAACUGGCAAUGACCAACCGCAAGGUCCAAGAGCACUUGCCGGUGAUAUUAUAAAAGCAGCAAGUGAACUGGAUAGAGCCCAUAUCAUCGGUAUCUUGGAUAUCUGUAAUUUGGGUAACAAUAAAGUGGAAGUGUAUUUGCAGAAAAUUUAUAGUCCAAAGAAUACUUCUUAA
Messenger RNA from Propithecus coquereli (Coquerel's sifaka), 2615 nucleotides. It is a transcript of the gene RADX, whose product is annotated as chromosome unknown open reading frame, human CXorf57. The transcript is spliced from 15 exons. Gene Ontology annotation, molecular function: single-stranded DNA binding. The record is from RefSeq and is a predicted model, not a curated record. Gene Ontology annotation, biological process: regulation of DNA repair. Gene Ontology annotation, cellular component: replication fork. Lineage: Eukaryota; Metazoa; Chordata; Mammalia; Primates; Indriidae.